AUGCGUGCGCGAUUCCCCGCCAUACUCUGUAUGACGACAUCAUCGCUCCUCGAAUCGAGGCGUCCAGGCGGCCGCUUUCACGAAUUGCUCGCAAGCAGCAAGAUCAUCAUCGGGGACGAGGCUUCGAUCCCGGAGCCGGCUUUCGUAGCUAUGGUCUCGCGAUUACGAGGUGCUCGUCACAUCUCCACUAGCAACGCACACCAGUUGACAACUCACCUUUGCAGUCCCGCUCCGUCACGGCUUGGAGCAAGAGCCAUCGUUACCCACUACAAGGACCAGCAGCGCCUUAUGGAACAAGAAGCCCGUCGAUUGGUAGUUGCCUUGCACACCGCCGGCGCGGUCCGAGGCCGUGAAAUGGAUAUUGUUACCUCACGUCACGUUCCGAUGUAUACGCUUCGACAGGAGAAUUUUCAAAUGAUAGGGGGCGCCUCAACGUCGCAAUUACGCGCUGCCGCCAUGGUGAAUUUAAACUAUGCAAUUUGCGGACUCUCGAACUGA
This is a messenger RNA of Haemonchus placei, 498 nucleotides long. Lineage: Eukaryota; Metazoa; Nematoda; Chromadorea; Rhabditida; Trichostrongylidae. The record is from the annotation of a GenBank genome assembly.